Messenger RNA from Aureobasidium namibiae CBS 147.97, 1155 nucleotides. RefSeq lists its product as uncharacterized. Gene Ontology annotation, biological process: malate transmembrane transport. The record is from RefSeq and is a predicted model, not a curated record. The coding region runs from base 1 to 1155 and encodes 384 amino acids. Gene Ontology annotation, cellular component: membrane. NCBI's taxonomy places the organism in Eukaryota, Fungi, Ascomycota, Dothideomycetes, Dothideales, Saccotheciaceae. The transcript has 3 exons. Gene Ontology annotation, molecular function: malate transmembrane transporter activity.
AUGCUUCCCACGCGUCGUGUGUCAGAUGCAGAACCUGAAGGUACCGACGGUCAAGUCACUUGGGCGGGCAGAUUGCGACAUUUCACAUGGGCCUGGUUCACUCUGACUAUGGCCACUGGCGGCUUCGCUACACUUCUCAGUGUGCAACCCCACUCCUUCAGGGGACUGAAGACAAUUGGAGCUGUGGUCUACAUCUUUGACCUUGUGCUCUUUGUGUUCCUGGUUACUAGUAUCUCUGCUCGCUUUGUCAUGUACCCUGGGUCUCUGACUAAAUCACUCAGACAUCCUUCUGAAGCAUUGUUCUUCCCAACAUUCUGGCUGUCGUUGCCAACCAUUAUCGGUGGCAUGAACAACUACGGCGUAGCCAAGACAGGUCCUUGGCUGAUCGUGACUCUACGGGUCUCCUUUUGGCUAUACUGUGCUUGUACUCUGCUGCUAGCUAUCGGUCAAUACUGCUACCUGUUCAUGAACAAGACACUGCUCGUGAAAAGCAUGACUCCCUCGUGGAUCUUACCAAUUUUCCCUGUGAUGCUGACAGGCACCUUGGCUAGCAUUCUGGCGUCGAACCAACCUCCAGAUCAAAGACUACCGAUGAUUGUUGCUGGAGUAGCGGCGCAGGGUCUCGGUUGGACAGUGGCUGUUAUGCUUUAUUCUGUAUGUUUAGUAAGGCUCUUCGAGUAUGGCUUGCCGGUUCCUAAUUCAAGGCCGGGUAUGUUCAUCUGCGUUGGGCCUCCUGGUUUUACAGCCCUAGCUAUCAUUGGUAUGAGCAACGCACUCCCGGACAACUACGGUUAUCUCGCGGCGCAUGCCGGAGCCGCAACAGCACUGAGAGCGUUUGCCUUAUUCACAGCAGUCUUUAUCUGGAUGAUCGGGUUUUGGUGGUUCUGCAUCGCCCUUAUCAGUACAGUCCAGGGCUGUCGGAAGAUGCGAUUCACGCUCAACUGGUGGGCUAUGGUCUUCCCAAAUACUGGAUUCACUAUCAGCGUAAUUGAUAUAGGGAAUCAAUUGGAAAGUCAGGGCAUCCAGUGGGUGGGGAGUAUCAUGAGCAUACUCAUCUUCAUCAUGUGGUUGUUUGUUAUCUGUUCUCACGCAAAUGCUGUAAGAUCAGGGAGAAUCAUGAUGCACGGGCAAGAUGAAGACGUAGGAGAGGACUAG